Messenger RNA from Cuscuta europaea, 1837 nucleotides. Lineage: Eukaryota; Viridiplantae; Streptophyta; Magnoliopsida; Solanales; Convolvulaceae. The record is from the annotation of a GenBank genome assembly.
UAGCAAGACGCCAAAAUUGGGAGGGUUCAUACCAGGUUUGGCGAAAAUAUGCAAUAGAGACCUUUGGCCUCCGGACCACCUCCGGAGUCCGGCCGCUCCGCAAAAAGUCUUUGAGCGACUUCCUCGUAGUGGUAGAUUAUCCUCAACCAGGAUGUCCAUGUUCUUAUUAAGAGGUGCAAAGGAAAGGGCCUCCAUGAAUUCCUUCCCCUCAGAUGGUAUGUCAAGCAGUUUGAUCCCAACCACCAUGUGAUCAUCGCUACCCAUCAAGAACUCACCAAUAUGUCUAGAUAAGAAUUUCUAAGCGGUCUCUGGAGCGCCACCUUUAGCAUGGUGCCCCGUUAGAAAUCAAUGGACCCCUGCUGCUUGGUCUUUGAGACAUUAGAGAUGAACGAGGCCGGAGGAUUGUCCCCUUUCUUGGUCUUUUGGAAGGAAACUUCGAUCGCCUCCGCAACCUUCACCUUGUUAAGAAGGGCAUGAAUCUCCUUAUCAUGAUGCCUUAUCCACUCGUUUGACUCGGCCAGAUCUUCCAUCGCAUUGUCACCCUUUGUCACACUGACUGAGGCCGCCAAUUUCCAAGUGGCAUUGAGCAGCGCCUCGACUUCUUCCUUAUCUGGGCAACGACCUUCAUGUCCUACUCAGCAGCCAGGAAGGCCUUGCGGAAGUACACAAGGCCUAAUUUUGUUACUACAGAAAGUAAAGCAUAACCAGAAUAGAUAAAUACUCUCUUAGUCCCGCUCACUAAGUUUGUUCCAUUUUACCACUAAGAUUGUCCCAUACCAAAUUUGUUAAAGUUUGUGUAGCUCCAAAUUUGGCCUGAAGAAAGUUGAGAGAGCUUCUCUCCUGUGCUCAUCGGCGAACGCAACUCUUUUUCUUACGCAGCAGGAUUUCCAUGGAUCAGGUGAUGGUUUUGGAAGGUUAGCUGUUAGUUUCAGGAUCGGAUUAACUGUCAGAUACUGAUUCUGUACUUCGAUUUCAUUUUUUGAAGACGUUUCUUGACCUAGAACGACGAAUUACGAGCGUGUACUGUUCAUGGUCUGCUCGAUUAAAUUCUUCGUUCCUUUUUGUUAAUUUGUGUUUUACUGCUGUUUUGAGGGCCAAAUCGCUUCUGAAACCUUUCAUGAGCUUUAUUUUGGCUCUGAAUGAUGGACGAAAGCUGAAGACCCAACCGUGUUUUGUCUGAGGCGCUAUUGGUACUGUAGCCCUGCGUUUGUACCAUGGCGAGGAAGAAAUUACAGGGAACUGGUGUAGCGUCCACAGCAAGGAUUACGAGGUCCUCUUUCUCCGUGUUGGAGGAACCAAACAGCGAGUUCCCAGCUCUGGGAACUACUGUGAAGAAUGCGAAGGCAAACGCAGGGGAUGGGAACACUUGUGCAGGGACUGCUGAUGCUCCUGGGAAGCCCGAUUCUGCUGGAGGUGCUUCUGAACCUGGGAAGCCCGUAUCUGUUUCUGGAAAUGCUGCUGCACCUGGGCCGUUGAUACCCACUGCAGCUACUUUACCUGGACAGAUUAAUCCUGGGCCAAACGGGGAGCAAGUAGCUAAACCUGCUGGGACUAAUCCACAAUGGGCUGAACUUUUUAGAGACAAUCGUGCUCCGUCUAAAGGUAUCAAAUUGAAAUAUCUUCCUUCCGGUGAUGAAGUUGUUGAUCUCUCAAAUUGUGUGUUACCUUCUAUGGUCUCGGUGUGGGGUUUUGCCUUGUUGGAUGCUUUACAUGUAGAUUCCCGAGACUUAAAGCGAUAUAUGGGUGGGUGAUAUUUAAAUUUAAGAAUGAGCAUGAUAGAACUAAGGUUUUUACCGAAGGACCUUAUAAUAUCUUUGGAAGAUUACUUAUCUUGAAA